Molecule: messenger RNA, 390 nt
Organism: Melampsora larici-populina 98AG31
Lineage: Eukaryota; Fungi; Basidiomycota; Pucciniomycetes; Pucciniales; Melampsoraceae
Exons: 1
Coding region: 1-390 (129 amino acids)
Source: RefSeq, a predicted model, not a curated record
AUGCCGGAAGUGGUGUUUUAUGAUAAUGCUUGCAGGUUAACUGAGCACAUUUACACCGGGGAUUCUGACCCAUCCCGUUUCACCGGCACUGUCAUUCCGGUGGACCCGUUUCACCACCGAUCUCACGCUGAAACGGAUGAAUUUUGCAAAAUGUUUACCGACCCGAAACUGUUUCCCGACAUUCAAGAGGAUGGUCGAUGGAUUUUCAAUGCAUCCGCGGCAGAGCUGACAAACAUUUGGUAUGGCGCGUUUGCUUCAAUGUGCCGUAACAUGUCGUCACUUGCGUACAAUUUCUUCUUGGAAGAAAUGGUUUAUUUGAGAAAUAAAUGGCUAACAAACAAACUGCACAAGCGAGCUGGGGUGGUGUAUAUUGGGGAGGGAGCCCUCUAG